Molecule: messenger RNA, 1741 nt
Organism: Hordeum vulgare subsp. vulgare (domesticated barley)
Lineage: Eukaryota; Viridiplantae; Streptophyta; Magnoliopsida; Poales; Poaceae
Product: 30S ribosomal protein S1 homolog B
Exons: 10
Coding region: 40-1434 (464 amino acids)
Molecular function (GO): nucleic acid binding
Source: RefSeq, a predicted model, not a curated record
ACUUGGCGGCUCUCACGCCGGCCGCCGCCGUCUGCAGGCAUGGCUUAUUGCCAAAAUUUGAACUAUAAAAAAAUUAGCAAGGAAAAUGCAGGGGAGGAUUUGGACGCGCGGCCACCACGGGAUGCGGAUGGAGUUGCCGCGCCAUCGCUCCCACCCAAUCUAUCAAACGCGCCGACCAAAUCCAUCCGUCCAUUUCGGAGACGAACGCAGGCGGAUCCACGCUCCUCCUCCCGUCCCGCGCUCCCCGUCCACGGCCACUCGUUCCUCACCACCACCAGUCCACCGCCCACCGCUCACCGCUCACCGCCGGCGUACGAAAUGCUGUCCGCGUCCCUGAAGCCGCCGCCCUCCCUCGCGCCGAUCUCCCCGUCCUCCCGCGCCCCCGCGCCGGCCGCCGCUGCCUCCUUCCCUCCCCUCCUUCCCAGCCGCGGCCGCGUCCGCCUCUCGGCGGCCGCGUCCGAGGGCGCCACCGUCAGCCAGGAGGACGCCGCGUCCGUCUCCGCCGCGUUCGAGGAGGCGCGCCUGGCCCAGUUCGCGGCGGACUGGAAGGCUGUGCGCGCGGACAAGGACCAGGGGAAGGUCCUCACGCUGCCCGUGCUGCGCUCAAACACCGGCGGGCUCAUCCUCAAGUACAACUCCAUGCAGGGCUUCGUGCCCAACCCUCUCCUCAGCCCCGCGCAUUGGUGUAAAGAUCCUAAAAGGCCCAUUCAAGAUGUUACAAAGGACCUAGUAGGUUCCUCUGUUUCUGUCAAGGUCGUUGAAGCGAAUGAGGCAGAAAAAAAGCUUGUCUUCUCUGAGAAGGAUGCCAGUUGGUCAUUGUACUCUUCUCAAGUAAAGAUUGGUGGUAUCUAUGAUGGAAUUGUUGGUUCAGUGUUCCACUAUGGUGCAUUUGUUCACCUGCAAUUUCCUGAUGGAAAUUAUCAUCUCACUGGUCUCGUACAUAUCUCUGAGGUCUCUUGGGAUCUUGUCCAAGAUGUCCAAGAUUUUCUAACCGAAGGUGAUACCGUCAAGGUCAUAGUGGUGAAUGUUGAUGCGGAGAAAUCAAGGAUAGGUUUGUCAAUCAGGCAAUUGGAGGAAGAUCCUCUGCUGGAGACAUUGGACAAAAUUAUUCCUUUGGAACCCGAUCUAUCACCUGAUGCUGAGGCCGCGUCAUCUCCUCCAGAAAUUGAACUUCUUCCAGGACUAGACGGGAUAUGUAAUGAACUUUUACAAGAGGACGGUAUAACAGAUGUGCGGUUCGGGCGGCAGGCGUUGGAGAAACGUGUGGUUUCGCAAGAUCUAGAGCUCUGGCUUUCUAGUGUUCCAGCUAAGGACAACCAGUACAAGCUUCUUGCUCGAGCUGGGAGACAGGUCCAGGAAGUGUACCUGACGACGAGCCUAGACCAGGAGGGGGUGAAGAAGGCGGUGCAAAGAGUACUAGGACGCGUUCCCUGAGCCCGCCUGCCAGCCCGCCUGUAGCUCAUCGGAAUUCGGAAGAAUGAGGUAUAUCAAUCAUCCCCGGACUGUGCCCUACCCUAACUAAGCGACCACAAUGUACAUACUUUAGUUGGAAGAAGAAAAAAAAACGCCAGUUUACGGACCGGCUUUGUGCCUAGGCUCAGUUGUACAUUUUUUCACCACUGGAAUAUAUAGCACGUCGAUCGGCAAUCAUUUGGUUGGUGCCUGAGAUGGCACGCGUGUAAAAAGAAGUGAACCCUCAAGUUCCCAUGUAAGUAUAUGUGAAUAUAAAUACUUAUGCUAA